GCUUACCCGCGUCGCCCUGCCCUCGCUCCGCCUUUAUUCGACGUCGACACCGCCGAACGUCCCCGUCAAGCUCAUUGCUGAGCUGCGCAAGCUCACUGAGGUCUCCAUCAGUAAGGCCCGUGAAGCCCUCGCUGCCUCGAACAACGACAUAAACGCGGCGUUCAAAUGGCUUCAGGAGGACCUCGUCAAGUCCGGGGCGAAGAAAGCUGAGAAACUCGCCGACCGCGCGACCAAGCAGGGUAUGGUCGGAGUCUCCAUACUCUCGCGUGGCGUCGGAGACGGCACAGGCAAGGGCAAGGGUGGCGUCAGGGCUGCCAUGGUCGAAGUCAACUGCGAAACAGACUUCGUCGGACGCAACGCUCGCUUCGACGCGCUCGUCGCCAAUAUUGCCCACACUGCAGCCUUCAUUGCGGAAGCGCAGAACUCAGGCGACCUCAUCAGACCCGUCCCGCUUCAACUACUCAAAGACGCGCCGUUAAUUUCGUCUGACGGCGAGCAACAAGCGACAGACGUCACUGUCAGCAGCGCAAUUCACGACAGCAUCGCACGCUUUGGCGAGAUGAUCACGCUUGGACGGGCCGUUGCCGUCGUGCAGGACCCACUGGCCCAGGGUCUCGGCCUACGCGUCGCCUCAUAUUGCCACGGCUCUGUCAGCAAUCCUAAUCACGGCCAAGUUGGCACCUUGGCAGUGCUGGCCCUGAAGUCUGCCAAGCUGGGUGAGCUCAUCGCGGCCCAAGCCUUCCGGCAAGACCUCGUGAGGCUUGAACGUUCGCUGGCCCGCCAGAUUGUUGGGUUUCCAACCACGACACUCAAGCCACUAGAGGGCCAGGAGGACGACUGCGCGCUCUACGAACAACAGUUCAUGAUGUAUCCCGACUCAAACGGUGCUAAGGUUAAGGAGGCAUUCAGACAGUGGGCGAGCUCUCAUGGUAUUGAAGAGGAAGGUGGACUGGAGGUGGUCGACUUCGCCAAAUGGAGCGUUGGAGAGCCUCGGGCGUAAGAGAACCUGGAUGUUAAAAGGUGCGCAAAUAUAUUCUUUUGUGAAGUUGUACU
Phanerochaete carnosa HHB-10118-sp is the source of this 1053-nucleotide messenger RNA. RefSeq lists its product as uncharacterized. Gene Ontology annotation, molecular function: translation elongation factor activity. Gene Ontology annotation, cellular component: mitochondrial matrix. Gene Ontology annotation, biological process: mitochondrial translational elongation. Lineage: Eukaryota; Fungi; Basidiomycota; Agaricomycetes; Polyporales; Phanerochaetaceae. The coding region runs from base 242 to 1000 and encodes 252 amino acids. The transcript has a single exon. The record is from RefSeq and is a predicted model, not a curated record.